CCAGAUGAGUAAAAAAUAAAAACACGGGAUGUCGGGAUGACAAGCGUAGUUAAGUAAGCUAAACACGCAUUUUUACUCGUGCAAAUCACAGCUAGCCAAUGUUUGAGCGACCCCAUUUAGAUCAAAGAAAGUUAAUUAAUUUCUAGAAGAAAUAUUUUUUUACGGCGUGGAAACUUCUCGGUCUAUAUGAACCCAGCAAACAGGGGCUGUGGUGGAGGCGACGGCGAAGACACCAGUUCCAAAUCUUCGUCUGCAUCUGUGAAGCCACUGACGAUCAAACCCUCAGCAAACCAGGAUCAACCGCUGUCCCCUGAAUCUGAAAGCAUGAAGAGGGCUGCUGCGAAGAAACUGAUUGAAAGAUACUUCUAUCAAGUCACUGAUGGAUGUGGUGAUCCUGAGUGUGAUAACGCCAAUUGUGUGUCAAGUGGGAAGUUGAAACAUAUGAAACCCAAUGAGGCUGCAGCCAUGGCUAUCCAACUGUUUUCUCAAGAAGCGCGCCUCUGUGAGCCACAGCGAAAAAUUGCACGCACACAAGACAUAUCUGCCAAAACUACUCCCGCAAUCGAAGUGGAUAUAAACCCAAGUCUCAACGAAGAAAAAUUGUCUGAAAUUCUGGAGAGCUGCAAAAGAGAAAACUCAUACUCAAAACUUAUUCAUACCAUCGGCGCUGUUUUUUCCAACAUGGAGAUCCUUCUCAUUAGCUUUGUGAAGAAGCCAAACUCCCCAUUAGAAGAAAUACUCAGCAAAGCUCCAAGCAAUCUGCAAAACCUAAAGAAGGAGGACAUUCGGACGAUGCAGGGGGACUUGGACAAGGAUGAGGACAGUCAAGAAGAAGCAGAGAAGGAAGGCGAAAGCUCGAGCCAAAGUCAAAGCACCGGGCCAGAUGAAAUCACGCUGGACCUGGAGAGUCUGCGCCGCGCAUACUCGGCCCUCUUUGCCAUCGACGGCAAAGUUUUUGAAAGUGCCCUUAUUAAUGCCCUCAUCACCCUGACUGGAACGGUCGAGCUCGAUUUGAAAAUGUUUCGCAACUUCAAAGACGAGCCUAACCUUGUGAAUAUUUUUCUAAUCAUGCUAGAACUGCCAUGUCUGUCCUCCUAUGAGUACAUGGAACGCGUGCUGCCUGGAAUCUGUCGGGCGGCGUCGCACUUGCCUCUCUCGGUGCAAGCCAAACUCGUCCGCGUCCUCGCCAAGCACUGCACCCAGAAACUGAAGAGUCUGCUUGAGUCACUGCAGCAGAUCAUCACCCUGAAGGUAAUCACCAGCCCGUUCAGCCAGGAGUACACUGUGUAUGACGAGGAAACUGUCACGGCUGCCACCAGGAUGGUCAAAAUCAUCUUUUACGCCUCUAUUAUUGCCGGAGUAUUGGACUCUCCAGAGUUGAGGACCGAGGAGGAGAAAGACCCCGCAGAACCUGAAGACGACCACUUUGGAGAGCCCGUCGCAAGUUCAGACUCCAGGGAGCCGGACGUCAUCCCGCCAGACCCUAUGGCGGAAGAGCUGCAGAUCAAUUUCCUGGACAGCAGGAAGCCGGUGAUUCCGUUUGCUGAGUUCUACAACGAGCCGCUAAGCGACGUCAUUGAAAUGGACAAAGACUAUACGCACUUCAAGAAUCGGGAUUCUCUUAACCGGUUCAGCUUCUUGAGUCAUCCUUUUAUUUUGACACCGUUCACCAGAUCGCUUGGGCUCUACUAUGACAACCGUGUGCGGAUGUACUCUGAGAGGCGAGUCAGCAUCCUCCAGUCAGUUGUUGGCAACCCAACCAGCCCUUAUUUGAGGCUGAGAGUGAAAAGAGAUAGGAUCAUAGAAGACGCUUUAGUGGAGCUCGAGGUUGUUGCAAUGGCAAAUCCUACGUAUUUGAAGAAACAGUUGGUUGUUGAGUUUGAAGGAGAGCAGGGUAUUGACGAAGGCGGCGUGUCCAAAGAAUUUUUCCAGCUUGUAGUUGAAGAAAUUUUCAAUCCAGACUAUGGAAUGUUCACACAUCAAAAAGAAACAGAGACUGUUUGGUUUAAUCCCACGUCUUUUGAGAGUGACGCUCAGUUCACUCUGAUUGGCAUUGUGCUGGGGCUAGCCAUCUACAAUAAUGUGAUUCUUGACGUACACUUCCCCAUGGUGGUUUACAGCAAGUUGAUGGGCAAGAAGGGAUGUUUCCAUGACCUCAAAGAUUGGAAUCCGACGCUCUACGCUGGCUUAAAAGAACUGUUGGAGUAUGAAGGCGACGACAUGGAAGACACGUUCGUGCAGACCUUUAGGAUUUGUUACCAGGAUAUUUUUGGAAAUACUUUCAACCACGAUCUCAAGGAAGAUGGGGAUCAAAUUUUAGUCAACAAGAAUAAUAGACAGGAAUUUGUGGAUCUAUAUGCAGACUUCCUCCUCAACAAGUCAAUUGCCAAGCAGUUCAGAGCGUUCAGAAAAGGCUUCAGAAUGGUGACAGAUGAGUCUCCUCUGCAUAUUUUAUUCAGACCAGAGGAGGUUGAACAACUAGUCUGCGGAAGCAAGAACUUCGACUUCAAUGCAUUGGAAGCUGCAACUGAGUAUGACGGCUUCUGUGCAGACUCACCCAUCAUACGAAACUUUUGGUCAGUUGUGCAUGAACUGCCAAUUGAAAGCAAAAGACGGCUGUUGCAAUUCACCACUGGCAGUGACAGAGUUCCCGUGGGAGGCAUGAGCAAGCUGAAGUUCAUCAUCGCCAGACAAGGACCUGAUUCAGACAGGCUACCCACAGCUCACACCUGCUUCAAUGUUUUGCUGCUCCCUGAGUACGAGUCCCGUGAAAAGCUCCUGGACAGGUUGUUGAAAGCGAUUAACUACUCAAAAGGAUUCGGAAUGUUAUAGUCAUCUUUCAUGGGAGCAUAUUUUAUACCGUGACUGUUAGAACCAACAUCCAUUAAGGCUGUCCAAAUAUAAUUUUUUGUUUGUCCCUUUUACAAUGAAAGCAACUAAGGGUUAUUUUGUUUUUGUAAAUAAUUUGAUUAUUUGAUGAAAAAUUACUCAUUUUUUCAACUAACCUGCUUGGAAACCAUCAAAGGCCUUGUAAGAAAAUGCUCACCUAAAUUAUUGUACACCAAGCGAAGAGUCCCCAAUAUGUUCCAUAUUCUAAAAUUCAUCUAGGUUUAUUUUAGAAUGUGUGGUCAAUUUCUGUUAUUAAAACUGCUAAUGUCAUGAAAACGGAA
This is a messenger RNA of Cloeon dipterum, 3170 nucleotides long. RefSeq names its product ubiquitin protein ligase E3A (gene Ube3a). Lineage: Eukaryota; Metazoa; Arthropoda; Insecta; Ephemeroptera; Baetidae. Gene Ontology annotation, biological process: ubiquitin-dependent protein catabolic process; protein polyubiquitination. Gene Ontology annotation, molecular function: ubiquitin protein ligase activity. The transcript has 10 exons. The record is from RefSeq and is a predicted model, not a curated record. Bases 187 to 2832 code for a protein of 881 amino acids.